Molecule: messenger RNA, 6924 nt
Organism: Sander lucioperca (pikeperch)
Lineage: Eukaryota; Metazoa; Chordata; Actinopteri; Perciformes; Percidae
Product: polycystic kidney disease protein 1-like 2
Exons: 35
Coding region: 86-6361 (2091 amino acids)
Biological process (GO): detection of mechanical stimulus
Cellular component (GO): membrane
Molecular function (GO): carbohydrate binding; calcium ion binding; protein binding
Source: RefSeq, a predicted model, not a curated record
ACAGUGUAACUUUUACCACUGCACUGAUAGCACCAAGAAGUUAAAAAGAGUGACAUUUUGGUUUUUGAAGUAAAAUCUAAAAAGGAUGGGCUGGACAAUUGUGCACCUGCUGAUCCUGAUGACACUCAGCUGUCUGUCUUGCGCUGAAGAUAAGAUAAAGGUUCCCGUUUCCUGUCCAGACUUCCAGAAGGCCUUUGGAGGCUCCUGCUACGAGUUUGUGAAUCUCCAGCAUACUUUUUUCCGUGCGCAGGCUUGGUGUGAGCAGCGUGGUGGACACCUUGCAUUUAUCCCAGAUGAAGAAACUCAGUUUUUCCUUAAAAGAUUCUUGGAUCCCAAGAAGGAUGUGUGGCUUGGAGUUGCACCCUCUGCCUCUCCAAACCUGCAAUAUUCUCCAAUUGAUGAAGACUCUGGGAGAUCCAUUGUGUGUGCAGGUCGUAACACCACUCUGCAGUGUGGUUCUCAUCAAGUCCUAAUGAUAGAUAUCGGCUUCUACGGUCGUGAGAACAUCCAUUACUGUCGAUCCACGCUCUCCCCACCAUCAACAUCCACAGAACAUCAGUGCGGCUGGGUGGAUGUUGUUGCAUCAUUAACAGCUCACUGCCACGGCCGUCAGGUCUGCCAGAUUGCUGAAGUUGUGGACUCUGUUGGUGACCCGUGUCCUCAGCUGGGGAGCUACCUUUCUGUGGACUACCACUGCAAAGAUGGUACAAAUGUGACCUACCGUAUCCAGAGUGAUGAAACGUUGUUGUCAAACAUAUCUGUGUUCAGAGGAAAUGUUCCCCAGAAUAUCACAGUGGCUCCAGAAAUGAUGAAGCAGCUAGGGCCUGGCUGCCACCAGCUGACCCUUUAUGCAGCUAACACAGUCACGUUCCCUGAAAUGUCCGCAGGCCUGCAGAUGUGUGUGUUGGAGAAAGUAGCCGGGCUUCAGGCCUCUGUGUUGACAGAGAGAGAUGAUUGUCUAGACUCUCCAGAUAUUACACUUGGUGUUUCCCUUGAACGGGGAGCACCUGUGCUGCUUCUCUUUUCUCUGACUGGAGACAACAGCUCAUACUCUGAGACCAGAGGAAUGAAUACAAGCAAGGACAUUUUUCAUAUCGGACACCAAGUUCAAGCGGAUGUCACACCUUAUUACAAAACAUACACCAUAAAUACAUCACCGUCUACAGAGACAUCAGCUCCUGAGACCGAAAACCCAGUUACCAUCGGUACGACAGCAAAAGACAAAACAGCAUUCACCGCUGGUCCUGCAUCUACAUCACCCGGCACUGCUAGUUACACCACUAUCACCCCUACCACCGCUGGUUCUGCCUCUACAUCCCCCGGCACUGCUAGUUACACCCCUAUCACCUCUACCAACGCUGGUCCUGCAUCUACAUCACCUGACACUGCUAGUUACACCCCUAUCACCCCUACCACCGCUGGUACUGUCUCUACAUCACCUGGCACUGUGCAGGAUUUCACAACUGCCUCAGGCUCUUUAGAUGAUCUUAAGGCUACAGUGGAGAAUUCUGUGUCUCAGCUAAAGAAACAAGGUCUACUGUCAGCUGAAACUGUGGGACAAUUGUUCACGUCUGUGUCCAACAAACUGAACGGUCAAUCAGAUGGAUCGAAAAAAUCUGAUAGGCAAAAGCUUCGUGAAAAGAUGCUGAACAUAAUGAUUGACACAGUAAAUGAAACUCCCACCAACACUCCAGGAGAAGUUCAGGUGAUAGCCAGAGGACUUGCUGCUGUCGUCAUAAAAGGCACUGAACUCAGCUCCUCUGCUCAGGAAGAGGCUUCAUUAUUGUUUGCAAAGCUCAGCUCAUCUCUUCUCCUCAUGGAUGUAAACGGAAGUGAAGAAAACAAAAAUGAAACACAUGCUGCAGCCAGCACCAUUGUGGAAGGAGCAAGCAAUAUCCUGGACUAUUCUUCAAAUAAAAAUAUCUCUGAUGCCCUUCUUCUUGCUAUGAGCAAUACACAGAGUGCACUGUUAGCAUUACAACAGGUUAAUGGGGGGCCAACUAUCAUCCAAGAGGCUCAUAUUGCAGUGUUUGUUAAUAGAGUGACACCGGGAAGUUUGCACACAGAGUCUAUAAAUAUUCCCAACAGUUCCAGCCCCACAUUUUCUCUCCCAAUACUACUCUCUAAAAUGUUACCUUCAGAUGAACCCGUGGAUGUAAGAAUGCUGAGUCUAAACAAAAAUCCAUUCUCCUGGAAUGAGAGAGGGAACAUCAGUGGUCAAAUAGGUGCUCUAUCCCUUACAACAAAAGAUGGCUCCAGUAUCCCUGUGGAGAACUUGAGUGAGGAUAUUAAGAUUCUGUUGCCGAGGCCUGUUGGAGAGCAGGUAAACACCUCUGUGUUGGACCUGGGGAACUUCAGCACAACGUCCAUAGACAUUCCUGCUGACACUACGCUGGUGUUAAAGAUGGUGCCUUCAAAUGAUCCUCUACCCUUCAAACUGCUCCUUGGUUAUAUGGACUACCCCACUGAAACAAAUAAUGUAGCUAUGACAGAAAUGCCUCACCAGGGAACAACACAAGAGGAGAGAUACACUUGGCUACUAGACCCUAAAGAUUUAAAGGGAAAGACUGGAAUGCACUAUCUUGUAGUGAGGCCCAUUGUAGGUCCAGGUAUAAAAUCCAUCAAUGCCACUUUAUCAAUUACCUCCAUCACUACCGCAUGCAAAUUUUGGGAUGAAUCAAAAUUGGAGUGGAGCACUUAUGGAUGCAGGGUUGGUGUUCAGACCACACAUUUAGUCACCCAGUGCCUCUGCAACCACCUCACCUCCUUUGGAAGCUCUUUCUUCGUCACUCCCAACCUGGUCGACCCAUCACGCACCGCCGAGCUUUUUGGGACUUUUGCUGAGAAUCCUGUUGUUGUCUGCUUUGUGGGGUCACUCUUUCUGGCCUAUCUCUUGGUGCUUGUGUGGGCACGACGGAAAGACAUCCAAGACACAGCCAAGGUGAAGGUGACUGUGUUGGAGGACAACGACCCCAUGGACGAGUACCGCUACCUGUUGAGUGUCAACACUGGGCAUCGGAGAGGAGCCUCCACUUCCUCUCAGGUGACAAUCACUCUGCUGGGUGCAGAGGGAAACAGUGAACCACAUCACCUGACAGAUCCAAAGAAAUGUGUGUUUGAGAGAGGUGCGGUGGAUCUGUUCCUGCUAACUACACCCUUCUCCCUGGGAGAGCUGCAGGGCAUCAGACUGUGGCACAACAACUCAGGGAGCCAUCCUGCCUGGUAUGUAGGCAAUGUAAUGGUGCAGGAUUUACAGACUGAGCAGAAAUGGCAUUUUCUAUGCAACUCCUGGCUGGCCAUAGACAUGGGUGAUUGUUCCCUCGAUAAAAUUCUUCCUGUUUCGACAGAGAUGGAUUUGAAGAGGUUCAGCAACUUGUUCUUUAUGAAGACUACAAAGGAUUUCAGUGACGGACACCUCUGGUACUCUGUGAUCAGCCGCCCACCGAGCAGCACUUUCACUUGUGUUCAGAGAGUUUCCUGCUGUUUCACCCUGCUGCUCUGUACCAUGCUGACCAGCAUCAUGUUUUAUGGCAUCCCAAAAGAUCCCUCUGAGCAGACCAUGGACCUGGGUCACUUUGAGUUUACCUGGCAACAGUUCAAGAUUGGAGUUCAGAGUUCCCUCAUUAUGUUUCCCAUCAAUAUGCUUAUUGUUAGCAUCUUCAGAAACACACGUCCUCGGGAGACAUCUUGCUGCAAGCGCAAAACAGAAAAACCAGAUGCACUUGAACAGACCUUUUUCUCACAGACAGCUACCACCGACAUGAAUGUCAAUGUCACUUUAGACACUGUCAUCAAGGAUAUCACAAGAAUUGCCCAUUCACUGUCUAAGACCGUGAAAAGCAACAUACCAUGCACAGAGUCCGAGUUUGGGCCUGGACACCCAGUUGAUAUCAACGCUGUCCUUUCUGUGGUGGAGGACUUUAUCAAACAGAAUUACAAAGCUAGCGACACCGCCCAGCCCAGAACUCCGAGCUCUGGCAACCUCGUUCAGCCUCAGCUACCAGAAGGCAGUGCUAAUAUGCAUCCUGUGUCAACAGAGGAGGGGAUUCAAAAGCAAAGCAACAAAGCCAAGUAUCUCUACCGGCAGCUGUGUCACAUUGACAAAGAGCUGAUCAUGCUGGGAUCCUCCGGCUUCCCCGCCCCACACAGCUACAGCCAGGCUAUGCAGCAGGUCCAGGACAUGAAGGGACAUCUCCAAGAUCAGCUCUUCACAUUCAGCUGUGUUAACCCGGAUGAACUCACCCAGAAGAAGUACAGAAGUCACUCAUUAAAAAGACCACAAUGGUGGAUUUUCAUGUUGAGCCCUGCAGACAGCACUGAGGGUGAUGGUAGUCUGAAGAAAAGGGGGUGCUGUCAUGGAGGGCUACCCUGGUGGUUUGUUUUUGUCGGCUGGCUGCUUGUGAUCUUGAGCAGUUUUGUAGCAGGAUAUUUCACGAUGCUUUAUGGGUUGAAAUUUGGGAAGGAACGCUCUGUGAGCUGGUUGGUGUCCAUGAUUGUCUCCUUUUUUCAGAGUAUCCUCGUCAUUCAGCCAUUGAAGGUGCUAUUUCUUGCGGUCUUCUUUGCACUUGUAACAAAGAAAAUUGAUGAGGAAGAUUUUCAAAAUGUGGCGUUUGAAGGAAAUGACAGAAAUCUAGGUGAUUGUAAGGACCAAAAACUAGUCAGAUGGGAGAGAAGUCUCUAUGAACCGCCUCCUCCUGCAGACGUUGAGAAGAUGAGAAGGAACAUGAUUAUGGAACAGAAGGCCUUUGCCCUCCUCAAGGAGAUUUUGACUUACAUGGGGUUUAUGUGGAUGUUGCUGCUGGUGGCAUACGGCCAAAGAGAUCCCAAUGCCUUUUUCCUGAAGCAGCACAUCCGGGAUAGCUUCAGUGGAGGCAUCUCAGACAGCAUGAGACCUGGGGAUGUGUUCACUUGGGCCCACACAUCGCUACUAAGUAACCUUUUUGGAGUUUAUCCAGGAUUUAUCACAGAUGGAAACUCCAAGCUAGUGGGUAAUGCUCGUCUUCGUCAAGUGAGAGUGCAGAAGAACUCCUGUCAGAUUGCAGGCCCCAUGCUCCAGUUUGUACCAGACUGUCAGGCUCCAUACUCGUGGGAGGUGGAGGACAUGGGCUCCUAUGGCCCUGGCUGGAGCCAAUCUGCCAAGGAUAAUAUCUCUACGAGCACCUCCAGCCCGUGGACGUACCAGACACAGGCUCAGCUCCGAACUCCGAACGUCUGGAGCAAACUGGUGCUCUACAGGGGCGGUGGCUUUGUAACGGAGCUCGGCCCGGAUUCACAAAAUGCCAGCAGCACUCUUGAGUAUCUGUUCAGGAACACAUGGCUGGAUAUUUACACAAGGGCAAUCUUUGUCGAGUUCACCGUUUAUAAUGCUAAUGUGAACCUCUUCUGCAUCGUCACACUCUUCCUGGAGACCACAGCUGUAGGAGCGUUUCAGUUCACCAGUGAGCUGCACAGUGUUCGUCUUUACCAAUCACCUGGUGGUCUUUACUUCCUCGUUAUGGUGGCUGAGAUUGUGUACCUGCUUUUCAUCGUCUACUACAUGUUCCUGCAGGGCAAAUUAAUGAAGCAGCAGCGGUGGGCUUACUUCAGGAGUAGAUGGAACCUUCUUGAGCUGACUAUUAUCUUACUGAGCUGGAGCGCCGUGGCUGUCUUCAUCAAGAGGACCCUGCUUGGGAACCGUGAUAUGACCUACUACCAAAACCACAAAGACAAAUUUGCCAGUUUUUACGACACAGCCAAAGCAGACUCAACGCUCCAGUAUCUGAUCGCCUUUGUGGUCCUGCUCGCCACCUUCAAACUGUGGCACCUGCUCCGACUGAACCCCAAGAUGAACAUGAUCACGGCUGCACUGCAGCGGGCCUGGAGCGAUAUAACCUGUUACCUUGUGCUCAUUGUGAUCAUGCUCCUGGCAUAUUCCAUUACGUGCAACGUGACGUAUGGCUGGCAGCUGUCCUCUUACAGAACUUGGUUGGACGCUCUCGUGACCAUCGUCAGUUUGCAGAUAGGCAUCUUUAACUAUGACGAGGUCAUUGACUGCAGCCCCGUGCUCAGUGGACUAAUCUUUGGUUCCUGUAUUGUGUUCAUGACGUUCGUGGUGCUCAAUCUCUUCGUCUCAGUGAUCAUCAUAGCAUUCAAGCAGGAGCGAAUAUAUCACAAGCCCUCUGACGAGGAGGAGAUUGUCGACCUGAUGCUGAAGAAAAUCUGCGGUCUUUUUGGGAUCAGAUAUAACGAUCCAAAAGACACCCUGGGGCCUGAUGUGAACAGGGGCAGAGACGUGGGCCUUAAUAACAGCAGAAAUAACCUUAACAAUUCCACAAUUGAUGCAAACGUGUUUCAGAAAUCUGGAAACCUAGUAAACACCUAGCAACAUUUUGUUGUAUUUCAUAUGUAAGUGUUUUGAAUAUCUUGUAUGCCGUAAGAUCCACAUGCUCAUUUGAUCAUUUGUUAUUGUUUGCCUGUUCUCUACUGGGCGGUUAUAUGAUGCUGUUCUGCUCUGUGAUUAGGGUGUGAUAGAUUAUUACCACAUACAGAUCAUACUGAACAUUGUUUGUGUAUAUUCAGACAAAGUUUACUUUAUUCACAGCAAUGAUUUGCUCCCAUUGACCUAACUCCAGAUGAAUUACUAUAAGAGGAAGUUCAAUAUAUAUUCAUCAAAUCACUUAAAUAAUAAUGAGUCAUCAAGAGGUGAGACAACUGGUGUGACACAGUGAAGUGGGAUAGGGAUUACAUUUCCUCAAUAUUAGAUAACAACUGAGAUCAUCUUACAUACACAAAAGGCAUAUACAUGUAAUAAAGCUACAAGAGAAGAAAAACAAAGCUCUAAAAGAUACUGUCGACAGACAUUGUUUAAAUUCUCAUAAAACCCUUAGAAGAACAGUCAAUGUUUAGAACUUUUCAGUACACAAUAAUCGGUAACACUUUACUUGA